AUGCCAGGCAUACCUUUAGUGGCCCGUGAAACCACUUGUUCUAGAGGGGCAGACCAGAUGUGCCGUCAAGAAUCUCGUGCCCAAUUGUCUGCCGAGGAGGAAGUUGCAGCUGAAGAAAGCCUUUCAAUAUAUUGCAAACCUGUAGAACUUUACAACAUUCUUCAGCGCCGUUCCAUUAGAAAUCCAUCAUUUCUUCAGAGAUGUUUACGGUACAAAAUACAGGCAAAGAACAAAAAAAGGAUACAAAUGACAGUCUCUCUCCCAGCAACUGUAAAUUAUGGUUUGCAAGGUCAAAAUCUGUUUCCUUUGCGCAUAAUAUUAGCGAGACCAGCCUCAAGUAAUGAAAUAACUGAGAAUUAUGAUUGUUUCCAUUUUAACCGUUGCUGCACAUUAACCUCUUGUGCUGGAGAUCAAGCAGUUAGUGGGAUUCAUGCGAAAUUUAUUCUUCCUGAAAUGAAUAAGCUAUCAGCAGAAAUAAAAUCUGGCUCUCUUUCAGUUCUGUUUGUAAGCUGCGUGGAGGCAAGCAGGGAUCCAAUGGUUGCUUCCUCGUCUCAGUCAAAUGUUGAAGGACACUGCUUGUUGGGCAAGAUACCAAUGGAGUUGCUGCUUCUGUCCUGGGAAAAAUCUCCAAACCUGAAUCUGGGUGAGAAAGCUGAGAUGUUAUCUACUGUUGAGAUGCGCCCCUAUUCCGUGAAGCCUAUUUGUUUGGAAGAAAAUAAAUGUGUGUCUUUUCAAACAGCAGCGUCUUCUGGAACUCAGUCUUCGUUGCAGCAGUUGCAAGUUGUCGUUUCUGCAGAAGAAGUGGGGGCCAGGGAUAGAUCAGCAUAUGAUUGUUACUCUUAUAGUGACAUCCCGUCCUCUUCGUUGCCUCAUAUCAUGAGGUUGAGGACUGGAAAUGUAAUAUUUAACUACAAGUAUUACAACAAUAAGCUGCAAAAGACUGAAGUAACUGAAGACUUCACAUGCCCUUUCUGCUUGGUAAAGUGUGCAAGCUUCAAGGGUGUGAGGCAUCACUUAACAACAUCUCAUGAUCUCUUCAACUUUGAAUUCUGGGUGACUGAAGAUUAUCAAGCUGUUAAUGUAUCUCCAAAAACAGACAUAUGGAGGACUGAGAUUAUCGCAGAUGGGGUCGAUCCUAAGCUGCAAACAUUUUUGUUUUGUUCAAGGCCAUUGAGGCGCAGAAGACCAAAGAGCCUUGCUCAGAAUGCACACCAUGUACAUCCACUUGCCUUAGAUUCAAACUUGCCUGCUUCAUUUAAUGAACUUCUGGACAAGACUGAUGGAGUCUCUUCAGCUGGUCCUUCGCAUGCAGAUCCUGAGUUUGUCCCGUCAUUGCCUGGAAGCAACCUUGCACCUCCUACCAUGCUGCAGUUUGCGAAAACAAGGAAGUUAUCAGUUGAACGAUCUGAUCCCAAAAAUCGUUUGCAGUUGCAGAAGAGGCAGUUCUUCCAUUCGCACAGAGCUCAGCCAAUGGCGUUGGAGCAAGUACUGUCAGAUCGAGAUAGUGAGGAUGAAGUCGACGAUGAUGUUGCAGAUUUUGAAGAUCGAAGGAUGUUAGAUGACUUUGUGGAUGUUACAAAAGAUGAAAAGCGAAUAAUGCAUCUUUGGAACUCCUUUGUCAGAAAGCAGAGGGUGCUUGCUGAUGGACAUACCCCUUGGGCUUGUGAGGCCUUUUCAAGGUUGCAUGCGCAGGAUCUUAUCCAGGCGCCUGCGCUGCUUUGGUGCUGGAGACUCUUUAUGAUUAAGUUGUGGAACCAUGGUCUCCUUGACGCACGGACAAUGAACAAUUGUAAUAUAAUUCUUGAAAAGUCAUGGCAGCAAAACCAAGAUAAUGAUGACCCAAUGGAGGCUUUAUAG
This is a messenger RNA of Oldenlandia corymbosa var. corymbosa, 1857 nucleotides long. The record is from the annotation of a GenBank genome assembly. Lineage: Eukaryota; Viridiplantae; Streptophyta; Magnoliopsida; Gentianales; Rubiaceae.